AUGUCGUCUCCACCAGGGGCGCCGAUCUAUGAAGAUACCUCCCCCACUGUUAGUUCAGAAACUGUCAAUGAAGACAACGAUGCGAGAUCAAUCACAAACAUGGAAGGCGAAAAGCAGUUCUCGAAUGCCAAUUUCGACAAUGAAGCGGUUCAAGAGAAGCGCUCCUCGCAUGAUCAGAAGAAUAGUCUGCAUCUGAUCAUUAGGCAGAUGAAGGAAGAAGAAGAGGCAUCUGGCAUCAAGGGACGGAGACUUGGCGUCACCUGGCAGAAUCUGUCAGUGCAAGUCAAAGAGGCAAGCGUUGCGGUGAAGCACAACGUGUUGUCCCAGUGCAAUCUUAUCGGGCAACUGCGAACUUUGACCCACAAGCCUCCCCUGAAAUUUAUUUUGGAGGACAGCCACGGAUGUGUUAAGCCUGGAGAGAUGCUGUUGGUGCUCGGUCGUCCUGGAUCGGGUUGCACAACCCUCCUCAAAUUGCUCGCCAAUCGCCGAAUGGGUUACGAAAGCGUCUCGGGAGACGUUCACUUUGGAUCCAUGGAUCACAAGAAGGCCUUGCAGUAUCGUAGUCAAAUUGUCAUGAAUACGGAAGAGGAGAUUUUCUUUCCUACUUUGACGGUUGACCAAACCAUGGACUUUGCCACAAAGUUGAAGGUUCCAUCCUUUCGGCCACAGAGAUAUCACGAAUCAACGACUGAAUAUCAUCAGGAUAUGAAAGUCUUCUUGAUGAACGCAAUGGGCAUUUCGCAUACCGGUGACACGAAAGUCGGUAACGAGUAUGUUCGUGGUGUUUCCGGAGGAGAGCGCAAGCGGGUGUCAAUCAUCGAAUGUCUGGCUAGCAGGGGCUCAGUAUUCUGCUGGGACAACAGUACUAGAGGACUUGAUGCAAGCUCUGCUCUUGAUUGGGCCAGAUGUCUUCGCUCCCUCACAGAUAUUUUCGGCUUAUCAACGAUUGUAACCCUUUACCAAGCCGGAAACGGGAUAUACCACCAAUUUGACAAAGUUUUGGUGCUCGACGAAGGGAAGCAGAUCUACUAUGGAUCCCGGGAAGAUGCUCGUCCAUUUCUCGAAGACCUAGGGUUUAUUUGUCGGGAUGGCGCAAAUGUGGCAGACUAUUUGACGGGUGUCACUGUUCCCACAGAGCGAGAGAUCCGAUCCGAGUUUGAACACAAAUUCCCCCGAACGGCGGAACAAAUUCGAAACCUUUAUCACCAGUCGCCUAUCUAUCGUCAGAUGACCAAGGAAUAUGACUACCCGGCAUCAGCAGCUGCGAAGAACGAUACUGAAGAAUUCUUUGAGACGAUCCGCUCAGAAAAACACAAAACAUUGAAGCCUGAUUCCAUUUUAACUGUCAGUCUAUACCAGCAGGUCAAGGCCUGUAUUAUCCGGCAAUACCAGAUCAUUUGGGGAGACAAGGCCACACUGGCUAUUAAGCAGAUCUCAGCUUUGAUACAGUCACUCGUCUCUGGUUCUCUUUUUUAUAAUGCUUCGGCAGGCUCAAGUGGGCUCUUCAUCAAAUCGGGAGCUUUGUUCUUUGCCAUUCUUUACAACUCUUUGAUGGUGCCUAUUUCUGAGGUCACCGAUUCUUUUUUCGGCCGUCCUGUUCUCAUCAAGCAUAAGUAUUUCGCCUUUUUCCAUCCUGCAGCCUUUUGCAUAGCGCAGGUUGCCACGGACAUACCGAUCACCCUUUUCCAUGUCACUAUAUUCAGUAUCCCGUUGUACUUCAUGGUACAUCUGACUUACACGGCAGACGCCUUCUUCACUUUUUGGAUCGUCAUUUUCGCCAUUUCAAUGUGUGGAAUUGCGAUGUUCCGCGCCGUCGGCGCGGCAUUCAAGACAUUUGACGGUGCUUCCAAGGUAUCCGGUUUUCUCAUCAUCGCUUUGGUGACCUUCGCAGGUUAUAUGAUCCAAUACAGCAAAAUGCAUCCAUGGCUAGGUUGGAUCUACUGGAUUAACCCCGUUGCCUAUGCUUUUGAAUCUGUCUUGUCGACGGAGUUCUUUGGAAAGAUCAUCGAUUGUGAAGGCGUCAACCUCAUUCCGAGGGGUGCUGGAUAUAACGAUGCCGCGCAUCAAUCCUGUGCUGGUGUGGGAGGAGCAAUCCAGGGUCAAACGAGCCUUACAGGCGUGCAGUACCUACAUUCUCUCAGUUAUUCUCAUUCUCAUGUCUGGCGUAACUUUGGAAUUGUGUGGGCAUGGUGGGCCCUUUUCGUUUGUGUGACAAUCUUCUUCACCACCAGGUGGAAGGAUAGCGCCGAGACAGGCUCCUCUCAAGCAGUGCCUUAUGAAAAGCGGCAAGUCUUUCAAAGCAUCAGCGAUGAAGAGUCUCAAUCAGCAUCCGCCGGGCCUGUUACUGCUUCAGACACAAGAAAUAAUAUCACAGAGGGACUUGUGAAGAACACCUCGGUAUUUACCUGGAAGGGGUUAACCUACACUGUUCAAACCCCUAGUGGUGACAGGGUUCUCCUCGAAAAUAUCAAUGGUUGGGUUAAGCCCGGUAUGUUAGGGGCUCUUAUGGGAUCUUCCGGUGCUGGAAAAACCACUCUCCUCGAUGUCUUGGCCCAGCGAAAAACAGACGGUAAUAUACACGGAUCUAUUUUGGUUGACGGACGCCCUCUGCCAAUAUCAUUCCAGCGAUCCGCAGGCUACUGCGAGCAACUCGAUGUGCAUGAGCCAUAUGCCACUGUUAAGGAGGCUUUGCAAUUUUCAGCCCUAUUGCGGCAGCCACGGAAUACGCCACGACAGGAGAAGCUUGCAUAUGUUGACGUGAUUAUUGAUCUGCUUGAGCUUCACGAUAUUGCUGAUACAUUGAUUGGCAAGGUCGGCGCAGGACUAAGCAUUGAGCAACGGAAACGCGUCACCAUCGGUGUCGAGCUUGUCUCUAAACCCAGUAUUUUGAUUUUCCUGGAUGAGCCUACCUCUGGCCUCGAUGGACAAUCUGCUUUCAACACAGUACGAUUUCUUCGUAAGCUAGCAGACUGUGGCCAAGCAGUUUUAGUGACUAUCCAUCAGCCUUCUGCCCAGCUCUUCGCGCAGUUUGAUACUCUUCUUCUUCUAGCAAAGGGUGGUAAGACUGUUUAUUUCGGCGAUAUUGGUGACCAUGCUGCUACGAUCAAGGAAUAUUUCGGAAGAAACGGCUACCCAUGUCCACCGGAUGCAAACCCUGCAGAGUACAUGAUUGAUGUUCUCUCACAACAAGAUUGGCAUGAAGUUUGGUUGCAAUCACCUGAAAAUGCUCACACCAUGAAGGAAUUGGAUUCGAUUAAUAAUGAGGCUGCAAACAAACCUGAUAAAGCCCUCGCUGAUGAUAACGAAUUUGCUACCAGCACCUUGGAACAAACUAAAAUUGUGACUAAUCGCAUGAAUGUGGCUUUGUUCCGCAAUACCGAAUACGUCAACAACAAAAUCCUCCUUCACAUAAUUUGCGGCCUUUUCAACGGGUUUUCAUUUUGGAUGAUUGGGGAUUCGGUCGGCGAGUUUCAACUCCGUCUCUUUACCAUCUACAUGUUCAUAUUCGUUGCCCCGGGAGUUAUCAAUCAGCUACAGCCUCUGUUCAUUGAACGGCGUGAAGUCUAUGAUGCUCGUGAGAAGAAAUCUCGAAUGUAUUCAUGGAAAGCCUUUGUCACCGGGCUCAUCGUGUCCGAGUUCCCUUAUCUUACACUUUGCGCAACCUUUUACUUCUGCUGUUGGUACUUCACAGUCGGAUUCCCCAAGGAUUCCAACAGAGCGGGUGCAACAUUCUUUAUCAUGUGGCUAUAUGAGUUCAUCUACACAGGACUGGGUCAGGCCAUCGCAGCCUAUGCUCCGAAUGCAGUGUUCGCAGCCCUUGCAAACCCUCUGAUUCUUGGUGUGAUCGUUGCCUUCUGUGGAACACUGGUCCCAUACUCUCAAAUCACCCCUUUCUGGAGAUACUGGCUAUAUUACUUGAAUCCGUACACCUACGUAUCAGGUGCCAUGUUGGUCUUUGGCAUCUAUGAUGUCAAGGUACAGUGCAAAGACAGCGAGUUUGCCCUUUUCGACCCCCCAAGCGGAAGCACCUGCGGCGAUUACCUCAACUCGUACCUCAGUGCUGGAGGAGCCGGAGAGAGGUCGAAUUUGGUGAAUCCCAAUGCAACUUCGGCCUGUCGCGUCUGUGAGUAUCGCACAGGAAGCGACUAUCUCUACACUCUCAACUUGAAAAACUACUAUGAUGGAUGGCGCAACAUCGGAAUCACCGUCAUUUUCAUCAUCAGUUCUUAUGCCACUGUCUACCUCAUGAUGAAGAUGAGAACGAAGGCCUCAAAGAAAGCUGAAUGA
This is a messenger RNA of Penicillium odoratum, 4287 nucleotides long. RefSeq names its product pleiotropic drug resistance family ABC transporter. Lineage: Eukaryota; Fungi; Ascomycota; Eurotiomycetes; Eurotiales; Aspergillaceae. Gene Ontology annotation, cellular component: membrane. The transcript has a single exon. Gene Ontology annotation, biological process: transmembrane transport. Gene Ontology annotation, molecular function: ABC-type transporter activity; ATP binding; ATP hydrolysis activity. The coding region runs from base 1 to 4287 and encodes 1428 amino acids. The record is from RefSeq and is a predicted model, not a curated record.